Messenger RNA from Pollicipes pollicipes, 606 nucleotides. RefSeq lists its product as uncharacterized. The record is from RefSeq and is a predicted model, not a curated record. The transcript has 6 exons. Bases 1 to 606 code for a protein of 201 amino acids. Lineage: Eukaryota; Metazoa; Arthropoda; Thecostraca; Pollicipedomorpha; Pollicipedidae.
AUGGCAGGCCAGUCGGACGGCGCCUGCACCCGGGACCUGUUCAGUGUGAGCGGGCAGGACGGCAACAGCCUGGUGCCGACCAUCUGCGGACAGAACAGCGGGCAGCAUCUGAUCCUGGAGGUGGGCGAGCGGCAGGGCCCGGUGCAGCUGCGCGUGGUCACGUCGUCGCUGGCGCCGCACCGCUGCAUCAACUACAUGGAGCGCGACGCCGGCGCCGGCUAUCUGAACAACCUGAACUACGCGAUGUGCAUCCGUAAGGAGGUGGACUUCUGCAGCAUCACCUACUCGACCGACAAGUUCGGCACCAUGGCCGAGGCGGACGAGUUCGAGAUCGUCAACUUCAAGCCCGACAACAGCACAGGUGACUGGUCCGCCGGCGUCGGGCCCGCCCUCUGCACCGACGACUACCUGCUGCUCGGCGCCGACCGACUCUGCGGCGAGAGGCUUAACGACGCGGCCAUGACCAGCGCCCUCACCGACAACGCUGACGUCACCGAUCGCUCGGCCGGGCCGUUCGUCGCCAGGUUCGUCACCAAUGAGCGGCGAGUGGGCCGUGGCUUCCGACUGUCCUAUCGUCAGAACCCCUGCACAGCGAGGCACGUGUGA